UUUAAGGACCGACCCUCUGCUUAGCUGAGGCUGAUGAAGGUGGGAGGUUGGGGGAAGGGAAGCUGGCCCAACCCCUCUCACCAAAUGGAGCUGCAGUUCCGGCAAAACCAAGAUUAUAUUGUAUUACAAGAGUCCACCUAAGAAAAAGAGAAAAUUCAUCAAGGCUAUCCCAGCCAGAGUAUGUUUAGUGUCAAUGAAGAUGCCUGCAGCAGCUAAAACAACCCUAGAUGGUCUACUAACAGAUACUAACAACCUGGACAGAGCUUUACCUGAAUUGAAAAAGAAGAAGAAAAAGAAGAAAAGAAGGGAUUUACAGAUGCCUGCAUGUUUUAGGAGGAUGUCUCAAGAAAUAGCUAACACUUUCCCUCACACCAAACAAGUUGGGACUUAUCUAGUGGGGAAAAUGAUCAACAAGGGCUCCUUUGCCAAAGUGAUGGAGGGAUUGCAUCUUCCCACAGGUGAAAAGGUAGCUAUUAAAGUCAUCAACAAGACAAAAGCCCAACAGGACUCCUAUAUUUUAAAGAACAUGAAGCGGGAGCCCCGUAUUCAGCAGAUGGUCAAGCACCCUCAUAUUGUUCAGCUGUAUGAAACCCUGGAGACAGAAAACUCAUUUUACAUGGUCAUGGAGUUGUGUCUGGGUGGAGAUCUCCUGGACAAGAUCUAUGACCAAAAGAAACUGGAUGAAAAGGAAGUUAGGAGGUUCAUCAAGCAGAUCAUGUCAGCCGUGGGUCACCUCCAUCACCAUGGCAUUGUCCACAGGGACUUGAAAAUUGAAAAUUUUCUUUUAGAUGAAAAUAAUAAUAUCAAGAUUGUGGACUUUGGCUUGAGCAACAUUAUGAAGGUGGAGGGUCUUUCUCAGGAGCUGUUAAACACUCAGUGUGGAAGUCCAGCCUAUGCUGCCCCGGAACUUCUGGCUCAUAAGAAAUAUGGUCCAAAAGUGGAUGUUUGGUCCAUAGGGGUUAGUAUGUUUGCUAUGCUCACGGGCACGCUGCCAUUUACUGUGGAACCAUUCAACAUCAAGCAGCUUCAUCAGAAGAUGGUGAAUAGAGAAACCAGCUCUGUUCCAGAUGACAUCUCUUCUGGUAAUUAA
Messenger RNA from Antechinus flavipes (yellow-footed antechinus), 1090 nucleotides. RefSeq names its product hormonally up-regulated neu tumor-associated kinase homolog A-like. Gene Ontology annotation, biological process: protein phosphorylation; intracellular signal transduction. Gene Ontology annotation, molecular function: protein serine/threonine kinase activity; ATP binding. NCBI's taxonomy places the organism in Eukaryota, Metazoa, Chordata, Mammalia, Dasyuromorphia, Dasyuridae. Gene Ontology annotation, cellular component: cytoplasm. The transcript has 6 exons. The record is from RefSeq and is a predicted model, not a curated record. Bases 194 to 1090 code for a protein of 298 amino acids.